CCUGUGAGUAUGGAGAAGUAGCACGACUUUGCGGCCAUAUAUGUGCUCUUUAGGGUCGGAUGAAGACACGUUAACCGUGUGCUCGACUCAAGUAUUAAGCGAGUUUUAUCUGAAGGGGAUCAUGAUGCUUUGGGAGCGACUGUAGACAUGGGUCGGUCGUCCCUCGUUUUCCUGGUCGCUGUACUUCAGGCAACUGAAUGUGCCGUGAUCUCAACGGACACUUUAGGUUCGGAAUCCUGCAAGGAUUACGGACAGGCGUUUGAUCGGAUGUUCGCGAUCCCCGGUGAAGCGGCGAUACUGGAGUGUCCACUGCAGAUGCAUUAUCUCUUUAACACAACAGAAACCCCAUACAACGUCACAUGGUAUGAUGAGAGAACGGGCUCCGAGAUCACGGAGCUGGAGCAGAGCGUCAUGCUCAAGGAAACACAACUGUGUUUCUUCAACGUCAGCAUGCAGCAGCAAGGAAAGUACUCCUGUGUGGUCAGGACUCAAAGUGAGUGCUACAAACUGGCGACAGGACUGGUGGUGACCGAAAUGACAUCAGAAAACUGUGAGAGACCACAGUGGGGAGUCCAUUGGAUCAGGCUUCAUGUGAACGAUCUCCUCGCCUGCCCUCUGAGGAAAUAUCUGAAGAGCGUGGACAGUCCGUCCAUCCAGUGGUACAAGAACUGUGAGCUCCUUCACGAAGAUAAGAAGUUUACUCCAAUUCUAGAUAUGCUUUACAUACGCAACACAACUCAAGACGACGUCGGAUUUUACACCUGCAAGAUGACCUUUCGUCUAGCUGGAGUCGUCCUUGAAAUGGCCGAAACUAUAAAUUGUGAAGUGAAGGAUGAAUAUUUAAAGAAGCCAGAAAUGAUCGAGCCGGUUAAUGAGAUCAUCAAAGUGGAGAGGGGUUCAUCUUUCAGGAAGGACUGUGUGGUCGCUGUUCGGGGAAAAGGGAUUCCCAUGGUUGAUGUGUUCUGGGUGACUGAAGAGGAGCUUAUAUCCUUUGACACAUCACAUCGCAUUCAUCAGAAACCCAUGAAUGAAAGCAGAACGAAUGAUGGUUUUCUUGUGGUGCGAACACUCUUUCUGUCUGCUGUAUGGGAGGAAGAUUUCUACGUAAACUUCACCUGUAUUGCGUCCAGCGGCCGAGGACAACUGUUCAGCCAGAUCUCACUCGUCCCUGCAACAGAUGGGAACCUUUUCUUGCUUCUCGGUCUUCUUCUGGGCUCGAUGGCAUUGUUUUUCGUGAUAGGUGUGCUUCUGUGCACCAUAUUCAAGGUGGAGCUGGCCUUGUGGGUCAGGACUGUGUUUCCAUUUCUCUACAAAACCACAGAUGGUGAUGGGAAGCAGUAUGAUGCAUACAUCGCCUAUCCCAGAGUCCUUGAAGGCUCAAGUGAAAAGUCUGAGAUUUUUGCGAUGAGUACUUUGCCGCAGGUCUUGGAGGGCCAGUACGGAUAUAAGCUGUUCAUCUUGGGCCGGGACGGCCUGCCUGGGGAAGCUGUGGUGGACGUGGUGCAGGACGCUCUGAGCCGCUGUCGCAGACUCCUGCUGCUCUACACGGCGUCGUCUCUGUGCAGCCCGGAGGCGCAGGACUGGGCCGAGCAGCAGACCGGUCUGUACCAAGCGCUGGUGGAGGACUCUAUUAACAUUGUGCUGCUGGAGCUGGAGGAGAUCCACCAGCCGCUGCGGCUGCCCCUCGCCGUGCGCCUCCUAAAGGACAAACAGGGAGCUCUGCAGGCCUGGAAGAGAAGGAAGAGGUGGGCGUUCUGCGACGGGAAGUCAGAGGACCGUGUGACCUCUCUCCAGCCCUCGGCGCGCUUCUGGAGGGAGGUGCGCUACCAUAUGCCCAUCAGAGGCAAAGCUAAAGAGAGAAACUGGUUUAGUUUCUAGACUAACACUACAUGUGAACACUCAGGGUCAAGUUGUACUGUGUAUAGUGAUGCUGUCAGCAAUCUGGAAUGGUUUUCUGCUGCUUUUUCUGAAGCAGUUCUUCAGAACUUUCUGAAGAAGUUUAUUUUUGGUUUAACCAAAUGAUGAGUCAUAGCUUUCCUUAUGACUUUCCUCUUUUUAUGGUUUCUAAGGAUAGAAACUAGACAGGGCGAGGCCAAAACGUGGUACUUUGUUUUUGUUUCAGGGAGGAUGCACUGAAUGAAGAUGUUUAUGAUGUUUAAAAUUAAAAGUUUUUGAACUUUCUGUUCAUCAAAGAAUCCUGAAAGAUUAAAUGUAUUAUGGUUUCCCCAAGAAUAUGUGUCAGCACGACUGUUUUCAACAGUGAUCAUAAUCAGAAAUGUUUCUCGAGCAGUAAAUCAGCAUAUUUUCAUGAUUUCUGAAGAUCAUGUGACACUGAAGACUGGAGGAAUGAUGCUGAAAAUACAGCGGAGCAUCACAGAAAUAAAUUACAGUUUAACAGAGAUUCACACAGGAAACAGUUAUUUUAAACAUUCAACAGUUUUUAAGUUUUUUUUUUUACUGUAUUUUUGAUCAAAUACAGCCUUGGUGAGCUAUUUUAUGGAGAGUAAUUGGAUUUGUACUUCUGGAGUUCAGCUGUUAAUCUGAUUGCAAGCUCUAAAUCUCAACCUCAGAAAGAUGAGAAUCCUGAGGUCUGUCGUUUCCUGAACAUGAAACCAGACCUGAUGCGGUUUCUGAUAUUUUCUGGUUUGUAUGAGAGGUAACGUCAAAGUGUGCUGAGAUCAGAAAACACUUGCAUGUCAAGCGUUUUGUGGGCAGAAAUUAUGUAUAUAAGAGAAACUUUCUCAUGAUUUGUUGUGAGAUACAGGCUUUUGUCAGUAUAUACUUCUAAAUUGUAUUGUCACACAUUUGAGCAUUCCUGUUAUUUUUAAAGACAUUUUCCAAACAUUUUUACUAUGUUUUAUGUACAGUAUAGAUUACAUUUUUACUGUAAAUAGGAAUAUUCAGAAAAACAUUUAUUAAAAUGUUAAAAUAC
This is a messenger RNA of Carassius gibelio (silver crucian carp), 2932 nucleotides long. RefSeq names its product interleukin-1 receptor type 1. Gene Ontology annotation, molecular function: interleukin-1 receptor activity. NCBI's taxonomy places the organism in Eukaryota, Metazoa, Chordata, Actinopteri, Cypriniformes, Cyprinidae. Gene Ontology annotation, biological process: signal transduction. The transcript is spliced from 11 exons. The record is from RefSeq and is a predicted model, not a curated record. Bases 148 to 1878 code for a protein of 576 amino acids.